UGGUUCAAGGAAAAUUUAUUUAGUUUUUUUUAAGAUCGUGAACAUCUGUGUCUAUAGUCACGGAAGAAUCACAACUUCGAGGAAACCACCGAUCGUAGACUACAACCCGAAAUGUUAUUCUUCCUAAUUAAUGUCUUACCUUUAACUGGGACAGAUCGUACACUCACCAGAUCGUCGUAUUUUAUCCGCUUUGAAAACCGUUUUGCAACCCAUCGAAUGGAUGUUAACACUGGCUCUAUUACGGGUAGUCCUAGUUCAUGUAUUUGGAUCUAGUACAUCAAGCAAUAAUAAGCAUAAGUAACACUUACCCUUAAGGAUUCCAGUUUCUUUUAGUUCCCCAAAAUACAUACAAGCACAACAGAUUCAUACUUUUCAUGCGGCUCAACCUUAUUUGACUUAGAUUCUCUCACGAUAUAUUUUUUUUAAAUGAUAGCAGACACACGGAUGGUAUAUUCACAUUCUCAAAAAGCUUCAAAGCUUUUUCAACUUCAACCCAGGUUCUAAAUUUUCCACGUUUAAUUUGUUCUUCGAAAACUUUGCUAACAUCAACUCUGAUGGUGUUCCCUUUAACAGAUUCACUCGCAGAUUGUUGCAUGCUGUAAACAUGAACGAGAAAGUCACUUUUUUCAGGAUUUCUACAUCUUAGGUAAUUAAAUGAGCCAACAAGAAUAACGGCAACCAAUAAAUGGACUGAAAACAACUGCUUCUGCCAGCCAAACAUCUUCACGUGCAUGAUUUCCAAGACUUCCACACAUUGCCAAUUCAUUAACAGCUGAAAACCAAAUAAAACACUAAAAGCCGCAUAAAUACAAGGUAUGAAACAAUUACACCGAAAUGAAUGCACUGACCUGAUAGUGAAAAGUUUCAAAACCAAAGAAAUAAUUCAUUUUAACGGCAACGGAAACAAAAAAUGAGGUGAAACGCAACAUUUGUGAACAAUACGCAUCAAGAUUAGUCGUGUAUAACGGCAGCAUAAACGGAACAACAAACGCGUAGACGAACAGCUACGGAACUGCAAUCCAACAUGGCCGACCAAUAUGGACGAAAAUGACCUUCGAGAGUCUCACUCCACCAAUGACCUUGAUAAGUUACGGAUAAUUUCAGCCAUGGCUACAGCAGUCAAGUGGCGGAACCAACUACGCACUACCAAAGACCAGAAACCUUUGCCUUUCAACCAAAACCCGAACAUUAAAAUAUCAUUUUAGCUUACACCAGUUCAUAAAAACAAUAUUAAAUAUUAGGUUGGUGAUUGUGUGGUUUAUGUACAGUCUCGGUGUUUCUACGUGGGCAUUUUGAAAACGCGUUACGAUGGGUCUAAAAAUACAUGUUGUUUACUGUGGGGCAUGAGGUUAUGAGCCAAAGUAUAAGAACUUCAAGCAGCAGUUGGAGCGUCGCUUCCCCGGGAAGCUUGAGAUUACUGGUGAAGGGACGCCUCAGUCAACUGGCUGGUUUGAAGUUCAAGUUGUGGAUGGUCCACUCCUACAUUCGAAAAAGAAUGGUGAUGGAUAUGUGGACAGUAACAAGUUGCAGCAAAUCAUUUCAGCCAUUGAAAAAUUGUUGUAACGCAUAAAAUGUGUGUACACUUAACUGUAUCUGGUGUAAGCCAUAUGACUGAAUGUAGGUAAAGAUUCGCCUGCUUUCAUGAUGCCAGCUCUAACCACAUCUGCUAACGUGUACCACUUCUGGAUCUGCCAUUCAUUCAUAAAUAAAUAAGUCAUUUCAUAUUGUCUCUUGAUUGUUAAUAAGCUAAUGGUGGGUUCUAAUAAUAUUGAGAUACAAGGUUACGUUAUAGUUUCUUGAAGUUACAAUAAAGAUGCUCAAAUAAACUUUCUAAUAUGGGAUUGCAUUCUAACGCAAUGCCUAAGUUUUGCACUUGCAUUAAUGGUAGACGGUCAAAAUCUGUAAAACUUCGGUCGUCAAACAUCUGAAUUGGAUUCUGUUGAUUCUUAAUUAAAUUUGGCUUCCGUGUUUGGAUACGAAGUUAUAGUUUUC
This is a messenger RNA of Trichobilharzia regenti, 1992 nucleotides long. Lineage: Eukaryota; Metazoa; Platyhelminthes; Trematoda; Strigeidida; Schistosomatidae. The record is from the annotation of a GenBank genome assembly.